Messenger RNA from Cylas formicarius (sweet potato weevil), 4197 nucleotides. RefSeq names its product histone-lysine N-methyltransferase PRDM16-like. The coding region runs from base 147 to 2879 and encodes 910 amino acids. Gene Ontology annotation, cellular component: nucleus. NCBI's taxonomy places the organism in Eukaryota, Metazoa, Arthropoda, Insecta, Coleoptera, Brentidae. The transcript is spliced from 7 exons. The record is from RefSeq and is a predicted model, not a curated record.
CGAGUGAGACGGUGGAUGUAUCGCGAACCGAAACGUCGUGCUCGCGAACUUUUCGUCGAAAUAGUAGCGAUUCCUAAAAAAGCCAGCAGACAAGGCAGAUGAAGACGAGUUGGCUGUAGCUUCUCGACGACGGCCGGCACAAAACAAUGAGGUCUAAAUCUGUCGCUAGAAGGGUGACUUCUCAAGAAGGAUCUGAAGAUGAACUAGAGCAAACAGCGUCGAGUUCCGAGCAAAUGGAUCUUAGCCCCGAAGACAUCAAUACACGUCGAGGCAAUAAUUUAGAAGAGUCUACACCCAUGGUACCAGAAGAAGGCCAUCACGAAGGUGAUCGCUACGAUGGGCCCUCAGUGGAAGCCAACGUCUUCCGACCUGAGUCAGAGGAUCACCUCGCUGAAGACAUCUACUACGACGAAUGCAGAGACCUCAGUCGCAAACGGAAAAAUGAGUACGAGCCGGAGGAAGUGAAGGACGGAAAAUUGGUCAAGUAUCAAAACUAUGAAGGCGAGAGCAACUCGGAGUUGUUCUAUUUGAGCAUGAAGGGCGUCGUUCUGUCCACCGGGAGUUUGCCAAGGGAACUGGAACUCCGCGAAAACGGGGUGUUUGCGAAAACUUUCGUGAAAAGAGGCACUCGGUACGGACCUUUCCAGGGGAAGUGGGCAGGAGUACCCAAAGAUUACAGAUUCGCAUGGGAGGUGCUUGCCGGUACCGGAGCUCGGGGGUGGCUAGACGGAUCCUUAAAACAUCAAAACUGGUUGAAACUGGUGCGAAGUGUUUCCAAUAAGUCAUUCGCCAAUACGAGACACCUAUUGGUGAACGGACAGCUCUGGUACGAGACAAUCAUCAAAAUUCCACCUGGUGGUGAAAUGAUCCUUGGUCCGAAGGAACCUUUGAACAUUCGAGAUAUGUAUGCGGAUUCCGAAUCUGUCGACGUUCUACCGGAUAAAGAUGCUGUGGCCCUAGUGGACGAGAGGGAAGGAGAUGAGAACGAAUGGGCGUGGUGUUCAGUCUGCGAUCAACCUUUCCUCGAUAUUGAGGGACUAAACGACCACCUGAUCGUCCAGCAUAGUUAUAAAGAAAACGAGCACAAGUGCGACUUGUGUCCGAGGGGCUAUUCCAAUCGUUCUUGCCUAAUCAGGCACCGUUCCGAAGAACACGGCGAGCACAAGAAGUACCACUGCGAAAACUGUGCCCAAGUGUUUACGGAUCCCAGCAACCUACAGAGACACAUCAGGACAAAACACACCAGCGCCAGGGCUCACGUUUGUCCCGAAUGCGGCAAGACUUUCGGCACGUCAUCCGGACUGAAGCAGCACACCCACAUUCACUCUUCUGUGAAGCCUUUUCGAUGCGAAGUCUGUUUUAAGGCUUACACCCAAUUCUCCAACCUGUGCCGUCACAAGCGGAUGCACACAGAUUGCCGCCUGCGUAUCAAAUGCGACAAGUGCGGCCAGUGCUUUUCCAGCGGCUCCUCGUUAGGCAAACACAAACGAUUCUGCGAUAACCAAAACCCUUCGUUGGCGGUGCCCCGGCAGUACCCAAUGGUCAGCAACUAUCCAUUUUACAGGCCAUCUGCUGGUCCUGUGCCGUUCCCGUUUUCCCCCUUGACUUACGGCCCGUUGUUCAACUCGGCACCUACGAGGAACUUCAUUCCUCCACUAUUGCUUCCCAAUUAUUCCCAAUUCGACGACGAACCCCAAACGAAGAAAGUUAAGUUGGAGUACGAGCCUUCGUUGAAGGACAUCCAAAUCGAAAGUUGCUCGAAAGCGGAAGUCGAGGUAUCUCAAGUGAAGAAGGAGACCAAACUGGCCGGCUGCGUUAAAAUGGAGAGCGAUAUCAAUGACGAGCGCGUUACGCCGCCCAGGUUGCCCGUCUCAGAAAAGGUCAGCCCUCCAACGGCGGAGGAGGCAAACCUGACGCCGUCGCCAGCGAGACCUUUACCCCAGUCGAGCGAGGAAGAUUACCCCAAGGAUUUUAGUUUGACGCGAUCUAACCCGUCGAGUAGCGACGAGGGGGAGCAACCUCUCGAUCUUUCCGGUUGGAAUCACUCUCGCUUAGAAGUGGAUAAAAAGGAGAUCGAACCGGAACCGAUACUAGAAUCGCGUACGCCCACACCACCCGGGGAGAGGAUCGACGUUGUGGGGGAGGAUGAAACGUCGAAAGCCUCUCCGAUCACGCCACCGAUGGCUUAUCCGCGAGCUACGUACCCGAUGAUGCUGGAAAUAUACAGGUCGAAUUUUAACACCUUCCAACAAGCUAACGAGAGGAUGCUUCCGUUUCCGCCUCACAGGUUCCCGUUUUUAAACAGCACGUUCCAUCAACGCUUGGACUUACUCAGACCUGCCAUGCCUAAUUUCAGUCCGGUGAAACCCUAUCACGACGUCAUACAUCAACAGACUCAGGGCAAGAUGAAGGACAGGUACGCGUGCAAAUUUUGCGGAAAGGUGUUUCCGAGGUCGGCCAAUUUGACGCGGCAUUUGAGGACGCAUACCGGGGAACAGCCUUACAAGUGCAGGUAUUGCGAUCGGAGCUUUAGCAUAUCGAGCAACUUGCAGAGGCACGUGCGCAACAUUCAUAACAAGGAAAAACCAUUCAAGUGCCAUUUGUGCGACAAGUGUUUCGGACAGCAGACGAACCUAGAUAGGCACUUGAAGAAGCAUGACUCGGACGACGGUAACGGGGUGGUGCCGAUGGCGGAUUCGCCCGGUAGCAGUAACGAAACGGAGAAGGAGGAGGCUUAUACAAGACUGGACGAAAUAAGGAACUUUGUGGGCAAAGUUACGACCAACGGACAAGAUUACUACAACCCGACUAGGGUUUACAUAAGCACUCCGCCCUUUCAGCGAGACGACGACGUCGACUCUAUCGAGGUGUCCACUUAAUAUCGACCUGUAGAAAAAAACGACCUGUGUUAACGUAUAUUUUAGAUGAUUUAUUGUAAAUAACGACGCUAUGGUAUAAAAUAUCAUUUAAAGUGGAUUUUUUAAAGUUCCUACACUCACAACUUGCCAGACUAAUGGUUGAAGCACGUUAAAAAUUCUUAUAGUCGUUGUACAGCGUUGAGCAAUGGAUGCGUCGAAAUUUUUAACUUUUUGUUUUAAUUUAAAAAAUGUUAUACCCACUUGAAAUGCUGUUUUUAGUUUAUGGUUGAAGACGGUUUUAAAGGUACGCUGGGUGUUUGGAAAAAAUAUCUCAGUAGAUAGCAUAUAGUAAAAACGAAGGCCUUUUCGCUUUUAUUUUUUUAAGUAAAGAAAAUGAACAAAAAAGAUGUUGAACUAGGAUUCCAGCAUUAACCAUAAGCUGUAGGCGGGCAGCUUUCAGUUCAGCAUUCGUUUUUGUUUAGGCUCACUGUCAAAAUCACUAAUAAAAAUAAGUUUUACAUCUUAUUUUAGUUAUUUUCACUUUUUAAUUCAAUUUAAUUUUGAAAUAGAUGUUUUCUGUUGACAUAAAAUUUAAACCGCUUUGUGGAGUGAUGAAGGAGCCACCCAUAUUCUUGAAAAAAAUUUCCAUGGGGUCUAUUGUAUCUAAACAUUAAUUUCACAGCUUUAAAAAGUCGUAUAUGCUUUCCAAUCGAGUCUAUAGCCACAUUAAAAAAAAACUGUCCGCUACAAAAUUAAAAAACAAAAUAAAAAACCUAAAAGUCCUCAAUGACUUCAUGGAAUAUUUUCAAUGUUCAAAAAUGGGUUCUUGAGUUCGAGAGAUCUUAAUAUUGUAUUAUGUGGACAAAUAAGUGUCAUAAAAUGGUGCUAUCUUCUUCCUUUGGUAUUUUUCAUCAAAACACCCCGUACUCAGACUCGACGCGUUCAUUACCGGACGGUUAUGCUAUCACAUAGUGUUUUAACUAUUUAAUCGCUUUUUGUAAAUAUUAGCGCAAAACUUCACCAGUAUGGAGUAAAUGUUUGUUAAAUUCUAGCCGAUGCGGUAUUAACAUGUUUUUUUUGUUUUUCUGAUUAUAGCGGACGAAUUAUUUAUUAACGAAUCGAAGCCAAAGUUUUUUUUGUAUUAUUUUAUAUUUUUGUAAAUGUUUCGUUUAGGUUGUUGCAAGCGUACUAGAAGAUAGUUUAUUGCGAAGCGGGAUCUUUUAACGGUACCCAGUGAAGUUUUCAGUCAAAACCCACUUUGUAUUAUUAGAAAUACACACACACACACACACACAGACAUCCACACACAUUGUAAUAAUCUGAAUAAAUAAAUUUAUUA